UGUGCUAAGUGCCAUUGCUAUCCUCAAAACAAUGAUCCCUAAAUCCUGUUUUCUUGACAGAAAAAAAUGAGUGGCUUCAACAAGCAGAAGUUAAUCAAUAUGGAUAGCUUUUUAUAUUCGUCAAACUGGCGAACAGAGCUGACAGGUAGUGGAAAAAUUGCUCCUUGUGCACUCCUCCGUUCUGUACUCAACUGCAAUGUUGGUAUGCCAUCUCAUUUGACGUCCAAAAUCACCCAGUUCUUGUCUGACGAGGAAGACAACUUACCGAAGAAGAAAUUAUUAGACAGUUUGUCCAAGCUCAUUCAAAACAAAAGGAGGUUCAAUGUAUCUCAUCAUGUGAAAGAAGCUUUCAAAAGGAACGGUAUGGCUUUGCCGGACAAACUCUGCGAAGAUGCAGCACCUUUGAAAGUGGUCCUUACCUACAUUUCAAAUGCCCUGGCAAAAAUUCUGCCUCAAGGUAUUGUUGGGAACAACGUCAAACAGCUACAGAAACUUGCCAGGGAUUUACUUAAGGGAAAGCCAAUAGUGACAGUGGGCCAUGUGGUUUCCUACCUUCACAAGGGAACCUGCAAGGUAGGGUGGCUUGGACUAGUGCCAGAUGGAGCCCUUCGAAGCUACCUAGCAGCAUCUGUGGCAGUUUGGAUCGCCACGAAAUUGAUGCCGGAACUAAUGAAGGCUGCCUUUUAUGGCUGCAAGCAUGAUGCGACCAAGGUGCCAGUUUUCUUCACCAAACCUUGCUGGCAGAGCCGUACUGAAAGGGCGCUUAGCACUCUUGUGAAAGAUGGGUACUUACGGCAAGUGCCGCAUGCAGCAUCUUCUAAGCUCCCUGCGUUGAAGUUUGUGCCCAAGGACAAUGGUGUUCGAUGCAUUUUGCAGUAUCAAAAACGCAGAAGAGUAUUCAAGAAGAUUGAUAAGGAGCAGAGCAUAAUCAUUGCGUGUAAAGAAUUUAUGAACAAUAUAGUUGGCCAUUCAGGAAACCUCAGUGAAGACUGGAUCACUUUUAGAAAUAAUUACCUUGAACAGAAGAAAAAUAGUGAGUCGGAGCCAAUUCUUUACUACGUUUACGCAGACCUCAGCAAUGCUUUCAGCAACGUUCAUCAAGAAAUCGUCUUCAAAAUCUUCAAAGAAAAUUUGCAGAGGCAGCCAAGUACCCUACAGCUCAGAUCUCGUAAUCAUCACACAGGCUACAGUAUUGAUCUCCAGACAUUAAAGACACUAAAGGGUUCAUUCAAAAUCAACAAGUCUGUGAUUACAACUAGACCUGAAAUGGAAGGAGUAGUGAAAGAUGUAGUGUGGGAGCAAAAGGCUGUCUUUGGCAGGAAAAGGAUCUUCCAAGUUGUCAAGGGUAUUGGCCAGGGGCACAAGCUUACCAACAGCCUGUGCAACCUUGCUCUACAUCACUUUUACCAAAAUCACCUUGCCAACUACAACCAACCUGACAGCCAUUCCAUCCUUCUCAGGACAUCAGAUGAUUUUCUCCUGCUCUCACUGAACAAGGAUAUUGCCUACAGGUUCAUGUGUGAAUUUAAGGAGAAAGCAGCUGGUUACGGAUGGACGGUCAACCCUGCAAAGAUGAAACAAAACUUGGAAAACCCUGACCUCAAAUGGAUAAAUUUUAAUGGCUGCAGCUAUGACCUGAAAACAAUGGAAGUCCACCCAAACUUCGCCAAGUUUACCAUGAGAGAAAUUUUAAUGAAAACUCUCCGAAAACCAAAUCCAGGAGACCUUGACAAAAUUGAGAUGUUUUGGGCGGUGGUGGCGCCUCUUCGCCUCCUCAAGUUGCAGCCUCUCCUGUUCAGCUGCACUAAUCAAGACCGAUGGGCCAUCAUCUCUAAGGUGGCUGCUGUCGGUCAGUUUCAAGCCAAGCGCCUUGUCGCAGGCUUCUCCACAUUCGGACUGAACUCGGCCACCCUUCGAGCGGCAACCAAACUGUUGGAUGCGCUGGCUGCCUUGGUGUUGCUGUGGAUGCAACGUUCGUCAGAGCAGUGUCUGCGCCUUGUCGAAGUCAACUGGUUGAUGCUGUCCCCGCUGGAAUUGAGGCUAAGGUCUGCCUCAGACCUGCCUGUGAGAUUUAAAAUGCACUUGCGAAGGAAAGUGCGAUUUGUUGGCAGAAGGAUCAAACCAGAAGAUCUCGCCCAAUUACAACUUGCUCUCAAGGCUAAAGUUUGAUAUUUGAUUGAGAUUCCUGAGAUUUUGAUAAGUGAUAAACUUGAUUUUAAUAAAUUUUGUUAAUAUUUAAAGAUACGCAAA
Messenger RNA from Cloeon dipterum, 2250 nucleotides. RefSeq lists its product as uncharacterized. Gene Ontology annotation, molecular function: telomerase RNA binding; telomeric repeat DNA binding. NCBI's taxonomy places the organism in Eukaryota, Metazoa, Arthropoda, Insecta, Ephemeroptera, Baetidae. The record is from RefSeq and is a predicted model, not a curated record. Gene Ontology annotation, cellular component: telomerase catalytic core complex. The transcript is spliced from 9 exons. Gene Ontology annotation, biological process: telomere maintenance via telomerase. Bases 67 to 2169 code for a protein of 700 amino acids.